GCCGCCGUAUAACGGGGAGGAGGGGAGGAAGCAACAGCGCCGGCAGGGGAAGGCAGAGCUCGGCAGUGAACAGACGCAGGCAUUGUAGCGACACACACACACACACACACGCGGGUGUGCAACACGGAGCGACCAACAUGUACGAGGAGAACGCGGCUCUGCACAGACCCCGCUAUGGAUCUAUUGUGGACGAUGAAAGACUCUCGGCAGAGGAGAUGGAUGAGAGGAGGCAUCAGAAUAUUGCUUAUGAAUAUCUAUGUCAUCUAGAGGAGGCCAAACAAUGGAUAGAAGCCUGUCUACGUGAAGAAUUGCCCCCGACCACUGAGCUCGAGGACGGACUGAGGAAUGGAGUCUAUCUUGUUAAACUUGCCAGGUUCUAUGCUCCGAAGUUGGUGCCCGAGCGAAAGAUCUACGAUAUUGAACAAACAAGAUUCAAGCGCUCUGGGUUGCAUUUUCGACAUACAGACAAUACAGUGCAGUGGCUCAGGGCAAUGGAGUCCGUUGGGUUACCAAAGAUCUUUUAUCCUGAGACGACAGACGUUUAUGAUCGAAAAAAUAUGCCCAGAGUGAUCUACUGCAUACAUGCACUCAGUCUGUACCUGUUCAAACUUGGAAUUGCACCUCAGAUCCAAGACUUGCUGGGAAAGGUGGAUUUUACAGAGGAGGAAAUCAGUAAUAUGCGCAAAGAAUUGGAAAAAUAUGGAAUUCAGAUGCCUGCGUUCAGCAAGAUUGGUGGAAUUCUGGCAAAUGAACUCUCAGUUGAUGAAGCUGAAUUGCAUGCUGCUGUGAUUGCGAUCAACGAAGCAAUAUCUCACAAGGUCCCAGAGGAGACCAUGAAGGCGUUAACCAACCCAAAUGCUGUUUUAAGUAAUAUUGAGAACAAAUUAGCGCAGGAUUAUCAAGAGAAAUUAUUUGAGGCCAAGAAGAUUAAGCAAGAAGGGAAUGCCGGAGUCAAGAGUGAUUCUGUCAAUGCCGAAGAGAGAGAGAUGUACGAGGAAUUACUGACACGCAACGAAAUUCAAGAUAAUGUCAAUAAAGUCAACGUAAAUAAGGCUCUGCAGAGGGUGAACCAAGCUCUGGAGAAACAGGAUGAGAAUGAUUUACUGUCCGGUCUGCAGGCCCCUUCACUCAGUCUUGCGGCAGUGUACCAGGAGAAUGCACCGUGGUAUCUGACGAAUCUCUACGCUGAACGAGAGCAGAAAUCACAGCAAGAGAGUUUUUCUGGUAUGCUAAACAAAGAUGAUCUUCAAGCAGGUAUCAGCCUUUCCAAUGACCAGGCCAAAGCCCAUAAACUUAAGCUUGAAGCCGUUGAAAAAAUAAAUGCUGCUAUCCUCAACAAUGAUGCAGUGCAGACUGUGACAAUGCUGAUGUUGCCAGAGGCACAGUUGCCUGGGGUGAAUCCAGACAUGCCUGACUUGUAUCAGUCGGAGCUGUCCAACCUGCAGAGGCAGAAUCCCGAGGGGAAGCUGACACACGAAGAGCUGGCAAUCGCAGUGGAGAUGUUGUCAGCAGUAGCACAACUGAAUGAAGCUCUGACCCUGAACAACAUUGAGGAAAUGAUACAGCACCUCACCAGCCCAGCUAUUGGAGUUAGCAACCUGCAUGAUGCAUACACCCAGCGCUAUGCAGACACGCUAAUGCUGCUAAAGACACAAGCUGCAGAGCAGGGGCAGGAUUACCUGAGUUGGAAUGACAUUCAGGCUUGCAUUGAAGAAGUCAACAUGCAAGUUAAGGAAGAAAGUGAACGGGUUUUUGCAGCUGACCUUAUCAAUGAUGCAGUAGAUAAAAAGGAUCCAAAUAAAACACUGGAGGCAUUAUUGACGCCAACAGCCAAAUUACAGGAAGUGAACUCCUCCAUGGCAAACCAUUACCAAGAUGUCUUGUGGGACACGAAGCAACGGAAAUGCAAGGUAUCUCAGGAUGACGGGGCAGCGUUGUGGUUGGAUGAGGUACAAGAAGCAAUCCUUUCUGCAAACCAAGACACUGAAGAUGCACAUUCCUUGGCCAUCGCAGUGUCCGAGAUUAACUCGGCAAUAGAGAAUGGGGAUUCACAGCAGACGCUAGCUGCGAUGCAGUCUGCAAAUGCCGUCACGAGAGGAGUUGUACCAGAAUGUGCCGAUACUUAUCAGAAUGAACUCUUUGAGGCAAAGAAGCAAAAGACUGGAGAAGGACCAAAUGGAAGUCUUUGGGUUAUUCACAAGAUAAAGGACAAGUAUGAGUAUUACCACAACCUGGAAAUGGCAGAAGGCACGUGGGAAAAGCCAGAGUCCAUUGUACAAAACAACACCCAGCUUAGUAGAGAAGAAAUUCAGGAUGUUACUGGCCGAAUAACAACAGACUAUCACCGGGAGCAGCUGUGGUUGGCGAAUGAGGGUCAGGUCAUCCGUCUGCAAGCAUGUGCAAGAGGCUACCUAGCCAGAAAAGCUUACAGUGAGCGGCUGAACUACCUCCACAAACAGGAACCUUCAACCAUCCGUCUACAGUCAUCUUGGAAAGGAUACAAACAGAGAAAGUCUUACAAGGGCAGGUUAAGAGUCCUGCAAGAUAACGUUGCAACUAUCACUAAGAUCCAGUCUUUUGUAAGGAUGUGGAAAGAAAGAAGAGCAUAUCGUACGCGAUGUCAGUACUUCAAAGAUCAUACGCCAGAAAUCAUUAAAAUUCAAGCAUUCCUCCGAGCAAAUAAAGCUAAAGAUGACUACAAAACGUUGAUCAAUGCAGGUGAACCCCCGUUGAAUGUUGUGCGUAAGUUCGUGCACCUGCUCGACCAAAGUGACCUGGACUUCCAGGAAGAGUUGGAAGUCACAAGAUUACGGGAAGAGGUUGUGACCAAAAUCCGAUCCAAUCAGCAACUCGAGAAGGACCUCAACCUCAUGGACAUAAAGAUUGGGCUUCUGGUGAAAAACAGGAUCACGCUGCAGGAUGUUAUUUCCCACAGUAAGAAAAUGGACAAGAAGAAUAAGGGCCAGGCUAUGGAAGUGAUUUCAAGUGACAAACAAGGGCUGAAGUCACUCAGCAAAGAGAAAAGGAAAAAACUAGAGGCUUACCAACAUCUAUUCUAUCUGCUGCAGACAAAUCCGGCCUAUUUGGCCAAAUUGAUCUUCCAGAUGCCCCAAAACAAAUCAACCAAAUUUAUGGAUACGGUCAUCUUCACCUUGUACAACUACGCUUCAAACCAGAGAGAAGAAUAUCUAUUGCUAAAGCUUUUCAAGACUGCAUUGGAAGAGGAGAUCAAAUCUAAAGUGGACCAAGUUCAGGAAAUAGUCACUGGAAACCCCACGGUCAUUAAAAUGGUGGUCACUUUUAACCGGGGUACGCGAGGGCAAAACGCACUCAGGCAGCUGCUGGCUCCCGUCGUGAAAGAAAUCAUGGAAAAUAAAACGCUGGCCAUAAAUACCAACCCAGUGGAGGUGUACAAGGCCUGGGUGAAUCAGAUGGAGAUGCAAACUGGUGAAGCCAGCAAACUACCGUAUGAUGUAACAGCGGAGCAGGCUCUGUCACAUGAAGAAGUGAAGUCAAAACUGGAAUCAUCCAUGCACAAUCUCCAGCUGGUCACCGACAAGGUUCUCACAUCCAUAUGCACGUCCUUGGAUGCCAUUCCUUAUGGAAUGAGGUACAUAGCCAAAGUUCUGAAGAGCUCGCUUCAUGAGAAAUUUCCCGAUUCCACUGAAGAUGAACUGCUAAAGAUUGUGGGCAACCUCCUUUACUAUCGCUACAUGAACCCCGCCAUCGUUGCGCCCGAUGGGUUCGACAUCAUAGACAUGACUGCGGGCGGACAGCUCCACCCCGAACAGCGACGCAACCUGGGCUCGGUGGCAAAAGUGCUGCAGCACGCUGCAUCCAACAAGCUGUUUGAAGGGGAGAAUGCCCAGAUGUCAUCGAUGAAUAACUUCUUAUCUCAGACGUACCAGAAGUUCAGGAAGUUUUUCCAGGAAGCCUGUGACGUGCCGGAGCCAGAAGAGAAGUUUAAUAUCGAUGAAUACUCUGACAUGGUGACAUUGAGCAAACCUGUCAUCUACAUCUCCAUUGAAGAAAUUAUAAACACUCACUCGUUGCUGUUGGAACAUCAGGAGGCUAUUUCACCCGAUCAUAAUGACCUAUUGCAUGAGCUCCUGGAAGGAUUAGGAAGUGUACCUGACGUUGAAACUUUGAUUGGGGAAGGUGCUGUCGACCCAAAUGACCCCAACAAAGAAAACGUACUUUCCCAACUUGCCAAGACGGAGGUCUCGCUCGCCCUGACCAGCAAGGUUGAGUUGCGAGAGGGGGAUGACACAGAUAUGAAGAGUUUGAUGAUAAAGACCAAGUGGUUGAUUGUGGAUGUGAUCAGAGCACAGCCUGGAGAAACAUUAAGCACGAUCUUAGAGACACCAGCCACCUCCCAGCAGGAAGCCAACUACUUGAAAGUGGUGGAAAUGCAUGCCCUGCAGGAUGCCAAAGUUCCGGAUAAAAUGAAACACAAUCAGUUGGACGUCGAGGAUGGGCAGCUCCCCCUCGAACAGAAAAAGAGGAAAAUCCAAAGGAAUCUGCGUACACUGGAACAAGCUGGCCUGGUCUCAGUGACGAAUAAAUACCAAGAGCUGAUCAAUGACAUUGCAAAGGAUAUUCGAAACCAGAGAAGAUAUCGGCAGCAUCGCAAGGCCGAACUUGUAAAAAUACAGCAGACUUUGAGCGCACUUAAUUCAAAAUUCAAGUUUUAUGAAGAACAGAAUAAUUAUUAUAAUACCUAUAUCAAAACGUGCCUGGACAACUUAACAAGAAAGAAUGUCAGAAGAUCAAUAAAAUUGGAUGGCAAAGGGGAAGAAAAGGGCAACAAGAAAAUGAAACAGUCAACUUUGCGAUACACGGCCGCUCGUUUGCAUGAGAAAGGCGUGCUUCUGGAAAUUGAUGGACUGCAGUCCAACCAGCUCAAGAAUGUCCUCUUUGAUAUCACGCCAAGCGAGGAAGUGGGUGAUUUUGAAGUCAAGGCCAAGUUCAUGGGAAUGGAAGUGGAAAAAGUGCAACUUCAUUUUCAGGACCUGCUGGAAUUACAGUAUGAAGGUGUGGCAGUCAUGAAGAUAUUUGAGAAGGCUAAAGUCAACGUAAACCUGCUGGUUUUCCUGCUGAAUAAGAAAUUCUAUGGGAAAUAAACAAACCGUCCACACAGGCAGCAAUCCUGACAGUCUGCCCGAAAAUCUCAAUCUUAUCGUAGUUCAAAUAAAGUAUCGUGUCCUUGCACACAAUGUCAGAGUCACAAAGGUAUUGAAGAUAUCAAUUGUUUUUAAGAAAGACAUAUCACUGUUUUCUACCAUCUAUUGUACUCUCUGCAAAAGUAGUAGUCUGUGCAUUCUUGGUAUGUUCAGAAAUUCUCAAUCGUGAUAUAUCAUUUUACAAAGAUGACACAGGAAAAUGUAAGACAAGAUUCCUGUGUUUGGAUCAUUUGCUGUUGAGUGACUAUGAUUCACUGUGUGCUUAAAUGGAUUUUUAAGAAGAUAUAAUUAAUAAAGUAACCCUGGUUUCAAAUACUUUUAGCUGGAAAAUUGCACUGGCAAUGAGGUAGAGUGUUCAUAUUCCUUUGGAGAAUCUGUUUUUAUGUUCCUUAGUCAUUGCACUAUAUCAUCCCGUUUUCCCCAUAUUCCAGAGCACUGCGCUACUAUUUACUGAGACACUGGUGGUCAAAGUGCCAGUGGCCUUUGCUGAUUUUCACUUACUACAGCGAAAAUAA
Molecule: messenger RNA, 5698 nt
Organism: Amblyraja radiata (thorny skate)
Lineage: Eukaryota; Metazoa; Chordata; Chondrichthyes; Rajiformes; Rajidae
Gene: iqgap2
Product: IQ motif containing GTPase activating protein 2
Exons: 38
Coding region: 138-5123 (1661 amino acids)
Biological process (GO): regulation of GTPase activity; mitotic actomyosin contractile ring assembly actin filament organization
Cellular component (GO): cell cortex
Molecular function (GO): actin filament binding; GTPase activator activity; calmodulin binding
Source: RefSeq, a predicted model, not a curated record